UCUCUCUCUCUCCCCCUCUCCCUCUCCCUCUCUCUCUCUCUGUGUCUCUCUCUCUUUCCCCUUCCAUCCCUCCCCGCCGCUCGGCGGCAGCCUGCCCUCCUUCCUUCCCCAGCCCGGGGGUAAAACCAGCCGAAAUAAGUCAGGCUGUCUUUAUUAGAGUAAAGUGGUUUAUUUUAUUAAAGAGCGAAAAUGUCGUCUUUUGCGAAAGAUUUCAGCAAAGCAAUGUCUCAAGCUGGCACUUCACAGUUUCAGGAAGUCAUUCGGCAAGAGCUGGAGUAUUCCAUGAAAGUAGAACUUGACAAGAUACUUGCUACUGCACCUUCAAAUGAGCUAGAGCACACUAAAAAGGACCUGGAAGGAUUUAAGAAGCUAUUUCAUAGAUUCCUACAAGAAAAGGGACCUUCUGUGGACUGGGGGAAGAUUCAGAGACCUCCAGAAGAUUCUAUCCAGCCCUAUGAGAAGAUAAAGGCCCGGGGGCUGCCCGAUAACAUCGCUUCUGUCUUGAACAAGCUGGUGGUGGUGAAGCUCAAUGGUGGCUUGGGCACAAGCAUGGGCUGUAAAGGCCCCAAAAGCCUUAUUGGGGUGCGGAACGAGAACACCUUCUUGGAUCUGACAGUUCAGCAGAUUGAGCAUUUAAACAAAUCCUACAACACUGACGUUCCUCUGGUUCUCAUGAAUUCCUUCAACACCGAUGACGACACUAAGAAAAUCCUGCAGAAAUACAGUCACAGCCGUGUGAAGAUAUAUACUUUUAAUCAAAGCAGGUAUCCCAGAAUUAACAAGGAAACCCUGCUGCCCAUAGCCAAGGACGUGUCUUACUCAGGAGAGAACACGGAGUGCUGGUACCCCCCGGGCCAUGGAGACAUCUAUGCCAGCUUCUACAACUCCGGUCUGCUGGACAACCUCAUCGCAGAGGGGAAGGAAUAUAUUUUUGUAUCCAAUAUCGAUAACUUGGGUGCCACCGUGGACCUUUACAUUCUUAACCACCUUAUGAACCCACCCAACGGCAAACGCUGUGAAUUUGUCAUGGAAGUCACCAACAAAACCAGGGCGGAUGUGAAGGGUGGCACGCUCACGCAGUACGAGAACAAGCUGAGGCUGGUGGAGAUCGCUCAGGUCCCGAAAGCGCAUGUGGAUGAGUUCAAGUCCGUGUCCAAAUUCAAAAUCUUCAACACCAACAACCUGUGGAUCGCUCUGUCCGCCAUCAAAAGGCUGCAAGAGAAAAACGCUAUUGACAUGGAGAUCAUCGUUAACCCAAAGACGUUGGAUGGAGGCUUGAAUGUUAUCCAGCUGGAGACGGCCGUUGGGGCCGCCAUCAAGAGUUUUGAGAACUCUCUGGGGAUAAACGUCCCUCGCAGCCGUUUCCUGCCCGUUAAGACCACGUCAGACCUCCUGCUGGUGAUGUCGAAUUUGUACAGCCUUAAUGCUGGGUCUCUAACCAUGAGCGAGAAGCGGGAAUUUCCAACAGUGCCUCUUGUCAAACUGGGAAGUUCUUUCACAAAGGUUCAAGAUUACCUGCGGAGGUUUGAAAGUAUUCCAGACAUGCUGGAGCUGGAUCAUCUCACGGUUUCCGGCGAUGUUACAUUUGGGAAGAACGUUUCAUUAAAGGGAACGGUGAUCAUCAUCGCCAACCACGGGGACAGGAUCGACAUCCCGGCGGGGGCGCUACUAGAGAACAAAAUCGUGUCUGGCAACCUGCGCAUCCUGGACCACUGAGCUGGCGCCGGGGGCGGCCUCGGGCCGGAGGAAGAACCUUUUAAGCGUUAGAAUCCUAAGUACACAGAGGGCCUAUGCUUCGUCACCUUCACAGUACCCUGCAGUAUUAAUUUAAAAUUAAUUUCUCUGGCUUAUCUUUUUAAGCAGACAACACGUAACGCCAAUGGAUGUGCGUAAGUAACGCUUCAGUCCUUAAAGAGAUUCCGUAACUCAGUUCAUACAACCUUGAAGUGCAAUACUGUCCCUCUCGAGGUCAGAGGGACAGAUCUCCUUUGCUGAGAGGUGGAGAGCUCGCCUCUGGCGUUCCGGUAGUUUGGAACGGCUCGUACCUGCAGACCCCAAGCUGGGCAGCAGAACGGGAGGGACACCGCCGGCGGCCACUCGGGUGGCUUUUCAUGAAGGCACCGUUGAAAAAAACCCAAAGUUCCACCACCGCACAACGGGCUGUUAAACCCCCUCUAUCCCACAUGCUCACGACUCUCCCAGGCUCCAGCCCUCUGCCUCCCCUUCCCACCCCUCCCAAACCUGCAGUGGGAUGUCCCACCCCACCCCACCCCUAGGCUGAGGUGUCCCACCUCCAGCUCUGUCUUGGGGGAACAGGAACCCGCUGCUCUUCCAAACUCGCCCAAAGAAAUCUAAUACUUGAGAAAAAAAUGCCUCAGUAUCCACGUGUGGUGUUUGCUUUUUCACAUCCCAUUGAAGACUGGAUCUCCUGGUAGUAUCUUAAUCCUUCAUCUGCCCUCUUUUUUUUUUUUUUUUUUUUCUCCAAUAAAUGGAUCAUGUUGACUACACCCACGUCCAUAUUGUCACAGCCAUGUAUGUUAAUUUAUCUUCUCUUGAGUCAUUUCUAAAUUUGUACAGGAAUGGAAACCCCCUGUUCCCCAUCGCUCUUGACUUCUUAAUGUUUCUCUUGUAUUUACAUGCAGAUGACUUUAUUUUAUAAGCUUAGUAUAACACUGGUAUGUAUCAUUAAAAGAAGUUGGUCUUUAAAAACAA
Messenger RNA from Calidris pugnax (ruff), 2712 nucleotides. RefSeq names its product UDP-glucose pyrophosphorylase 2 (gene UGP2). The transcript has 10 exons. Bases 190 to 1716 code for a protein of 508 amino acids. Gene Ontology annotation, cellular component: cytoplasm. NCBI's taxonomy places the organism in Eukaryota, Metazoa, Chordata, Aves, Charadriiformes, Scolopacidae. Gene Ontology annotation, molecular function: UTP:glucose-1-phosphate uridylyltransferase activity. Gene Ontology annotation, biological process: UDP-alpha-D-glucose metabolic process; glycogen metabolic process. The record is from RefSeq and is a predicted model, not a curated record.